Messenger RNA from Crotalus tigris (Tiger rattlesnake), 460 nucleotides. RefSeq names its product zinc finger protein 79-like. Gene Ontology annotation, molecular function: RNA polymerase II cis-regulatory region sequence-specific DNA binding; DNA-binding transcription factor activity, RNA polymerase II-specific. The annotation marks the transcript as partial. Lineage: Eukaryota; Metazoa; Chordata; Lepidosauria; Squamata; Viperidae. The record is from RefSeq and is a predicted model, not a curated record. Gene Ontology annotation, biological process: regulation of transcription by RNA polymerase II. The transcript is spliced from 3 exons.
AUGCACCGAAUGAUCCACACAGGGGAAAAGCCUUAUAAGUGCACCGAAUGUGACAAAUGCUUCACCGGCUCGGGGGCCCUUGUUUGCCACAAAAGGACCCACACCGGAGAGAAACCAUACGAAUGCAAGGAAUGUGGAAAAGGCUUUGCGUGUGGAAAGAGCUUUAGUGAUCCUCACGAACUUGUUUCCCAUGAAAGGAUCCACACUGGGGAAAAACCCUAUAAGUGUGUAGUGUGUGGAAGGGGCUUUAGGACCUCCCGUGACUGUGGUUCCCACAAGCGGACCCACACAGGUGAAAAGCCAUACCAAUGUGGGGAGUGUGGAAAAUGCUUUAGUCAAAAUUCCUCCCUUCAUAUGCAUAGAAGAAUUCACUCAGGAGAGAAACCAUAUAAGUGUAUGGAGUGUGGAAAAUGCUACAGUCGUAGUGGUGCUUUUAAUUACCAUAGGAGGACACAUACUG